Molecule: messenger RNA, 1280 nt
Organism: Daucus carota subsp. sativus
Lineage: Eukaryota; Viridiplantae; Streptophyta; Magnoliopsida; Apiales; Apiaceae
Product: tetraketide alpha-pyrone reductase 1
Exons: 5
Coding region: 104-1069 (321 amino acids)
Molecular function (GO): oxidoreductase activity, acting on the CH-OH group of donors, NAD or NADP as acceptor
Source: RefSeq, a predicted model, not a curated record
ACUUGAUGUGUGACAUUAUAUAAAUAUAUUCAUACAAGUAUAUAACCUACCUUGGAACAAAAACAGUCUAUGCAUAUGCAUAUAUGUGUUAAGGAUCAAGAAGAUGGAAGGGAAAGUUUGUGUGACUGGUGCUUCUGGCUUUCUGGCUUCAUGGCUCAUCAAGCGCCUACUCCUCUCUGGUUAUCAUGUCACUGGGACUGUUAGAAAUCCAGACGAUCAUAAGAAACUGGCUCAUCUGUGGAAGCUGGAAGGGGCCAAGGAGAGACUUCAGCUAGUGAAAGCAGAGCUAACAGAGGAGGGCAGCUUUGAUAAUGCAAUCUUUGGCUGUGCUGGUGUCUUCCAUACUGCUUCUCCGGUCCUUGGUCGCCCUACCUCUGAUCCCAAGGCAGAAAUCUUAAAACCAGCAAUCGAUGGAACUUUAAAUGUGCUUCGUUCCUGCAAAAAGAAUCCAUCGUUAAGGCGCGUGGUACUCACCUCAUCCUCAUCAACUGUAAGAGCAAGGGAUAUUAGUAGCUCAAAAGUAGCUCUGGACGAGUCCUCUUGGAGUUCAGUAGAACUUUGUGAACAAUAUCAACUUUGGUAUGUUCUAUCCAAAACCAUGGCAGAGAAGGCUGCUUGGGAGUUCUGCAAUGACAAUAACAUUGACCUGGUCACCGUUCUUCCCUCCUUUGUCAUCGGACCUAGUUUGCCCCCACAUUUAUGUUCAACUGCAGCUGAUGUUCUUGGCUUGCUUAAAGGGGAGACCGAAAGAUUUCAAUGGCAUGGAAGGAUGGGAUAUGUACAUAUAGAUGAUGUGGCUUUCUGUCAUAUCCUUGUUUAUGAGCACGAAGAGGCCCAUGGCCGCUACUUGUGUAGCUCAACUGUCAUCGACAAUGAAGAACUCACGUCCAUUUUGUCUGCACGAUAUCCAGGCCUUCCCAUUCCUAAAAGGUUUGAGAAGCUUGAUCGGCCAUAUUAUGAGUUGGACACCACAAAAUUGAAGAGUCUGGGAUUCAAGUUCAAGUCUAUCGAGGAGAUGUUUGAUGAUUGCAUCGCAUCCCUAAAAGAGCAAGGCCAUCUUCAGCACUAAUCCAGUCUUACAGGCCAAAUGCCAGUCAAUUACCUCGUCGCUGUGGUUCAACGACGACUGAAUAUGCUAUAAAUAAAGAAGCGGCAAGCUUAUAUGAAACAUGAAAUGUAAAAUUGAUUUCACCAACAUGCAUCUACUGCAAAUUUCUUCUCUGUACUAAGUUUAUUUCUGACAGACCCGAACUUAAUAUACAGAAGUGGCUUUGUGAAAA